UGUUUGGCGGGUGGAGUGUCAGAGUGUCAACAACGGGCAGCAGCAGCAGCAGCACCGCGGCGCUGUCCGGAGCAGGGAGGUGGGAGAGGCCGUUUCCACGAUCACUCAUCUGAAAUGGGGGAUGACAGACCUUUUGUAUGCUCCGCCCCAGGAUGUGGGCAGGGAUUCACCAAUGAAGACCACCUGUCAGUCCACAAACACAAGCAUGAAAUGACAUUAAAAUUUGGUCCUGCCAGAACGGACUCCGUUAUCAUUGCAGACCAGACCCCCACACCGACACGUUUUCUGAAAAACUGUGAGGAGGUCGGGUUGUUCAGUGAACUAGCCAAUUCCUUUGAACAGGAGUUUAGCAAAGCACAUGAUGAUGACCAGAGGGCAAAGCACCUGGUUCGAGUAAGGACAAUUACUGCACCUUUACAAACACCAUCUCAAGCAAAAGAUGAGGACGAGGGUCCUUUGGAAGUUGACUCUUCACCUCCUGGAAGUCCAGACUCCUCCUCCAGCAUGUCGGACGACAGCAGAGACUCAAGGGAGAUUCCCACCAAGCCCAUCUCUGCCCCUACUCCAACCAUUGUACGUCCAGGUUCUCUUCCACUUCACAUGAGUAAUGAACCACUACACCCUACAACUCUGCCAUCCCCAACAUCCGUCAUCACGCAAACUCCACCCUCCAACCGACAGCUCAGCUCCCCAACAAGUUCUUAUCCACUGGUGAGGCACCUCCCUAAUGGGCAGAAUGUCCCUCUCCUGCCCAGUCCUGUGCAGAUGACCUCAGUUAUAUCUCUUGCGAGGCCAGUGAACUCAGUGCCUAACAUCCCUGGGAUCCCAGGACCUCCAGUUGGUGGAGCGAGCAGUGGCUCGUCCUCGCCCUCUGGGUACAGUCUGCAUUCUGAGGCCAAUAUGCAACUGAAGACAGUUCUUACUCAUCAGGGCCAGGGAGCACAAGAUGGUUAUGGGUCAGGAUCCAACCCUGCUUUCCCACAGCGGCAUGAACAGAGCCAGCAGCCCAGCCAAAACUCUGAUGCACUGUCACCUGCUCAACCACAAGUGUCCCCUGCUCAGCCCACGGGCAGUCGGCGACGACGAGCCUCGGAGAUGGAUCCUGAUGAGAGGAGGCAGCGUUUUCUGGAGAGAAACCGGGCGGCGGCCUCCCGCUGCCGGCAGAAACGAAAGCUGUGGGUGAACUCUCUUGAGAGGAAGGCAGACGAUCUCGUCAGUAAUAAUGUCUCCCUGACGAAUGAAGUAUCCCUCCUGAGGAAUGAGGUGGCACAGCUGAAGCAGCUCCUUCUGGCCCACAAAGAUUGCCCUGUCACAGUUAUGCAGAAGAAGGCCGCUUUCUUAGCUGCAGGAGGAGAUGAAUCCUCCAGGGACACUUCUACUGAGCGCAUCGGCUCCCCGGCGGCAGUUAUCCAACACGGGCCGUCACCGCCUGCCUCUGCCUCCAGCCCAGGGGCCACCAUCAACGGGCUGAGUGUCCGCGCUGCAGAGGCGGUGGCUAUGUCAGUCUUGGCUGGCAUGGGAUCCGGCCAGCCGGGAGGGGUCGUCAUGGCGACGCAGUCCCAGGAAACUUCAAGAUGAUGUGCUGACACAGGUAGCCAGUAUGAACUCGAGUGGCAAUUGGAGGCCGAACUGGUGCAAAGUGUUUGAAAAGAGGGAUCUAGCCUCCUCUCUCACCCCAGACUAAGUUACUCCGCCCCCCCGCCCCUCACAGCCAAUGAUAAUCACACAAAGACACUGCACAGCGGCUCCAUCAGCCCUCCACCCCGGCAGGCUCCCUGUUCAGAGAGUCUCUCUGUGUACAUACAUAUGAAUAACACGUCAGAAACUCACAUUGCGGGUUUGGGGAUUUUCUCAUUCAGUUACGACAGUUGGAAAAUGUUUUAGAUCAGGAAGAAAAUUAUGAAUGAAGAAAUUCUGUAUGUGAAAAUCCUGUGUUUUUAUUUUUGUUUCACAUUAAAUAUGCAGCUUUAGUCUAAUUCUGUCCCACACGCUGGCUGUGAUGAGGUUGGUUGCUUUCCAGGCUGAUAGUUUUACUCUGUGAUAUCUUGUAUUUUUUUAAUGUAAGGAAAGACUUUUUCAUGCCUGUUACUGGGCGUUCCACGUAACGUGUGGCUGAUGCAGUGAAAGUACCCGGAGAGAUGGGCUGGCUGACCGCAGUAACCGCAGCCUGGGAACUGUUUCUAAUGCUCUUCUUUUGUUUACUUCUCACCCUGACUGUUAGUUUUCUGUCUGCAUUUCCCCUUUGAGUUCACUGUCCUUUUAAAUACACAAUGGUUUAGUCAGCCAAGUGCGUAACAAUCCAAAUUAUAGACGUGUUCACCAUUUCCCUGUAAAUGUCUGCCUGACUGUUGUAGCAUUCAUUUUUAAGCCAUUUGGAAUGGGUCCCAUUUCAUUUAUUGUGUAUGUAUCAAACUCUAUUGGUUGCAUGAAUUAUUCAUGGCUGAAGAAUACCACUGUUUGUUUGUGCCUCAUCGUACUAUCACUGGUUAUUGAGCUGCUUUUACUUCUGUUGUAUAGCAUCAAAUUUAUUGAUGCUUGGAUUGUCCUUGUGUAAGAAUUCCAUCCUCAAUCAUUGAAAUGGUUAGCUUUAGAAGGCCCUUAAAGGAUAAUCAAACCUAGUGCAUUUUAAAUCAUUUACCAUACCAUUUCAGUUUGAGGAAAGAGGUAGUGCAAUAUAUUUUUCUAUUAAAUAUCAAUGUUCUUGCAUUUAGCUGACGCAUGUAGCCCAGCCACCGAGAGGGGUUUGGUCUAUUUUAAUUGGAAGCUUAAGUUACUAGGUGAGCGGAAAAAAUGUGAAGAUGAGUAAUCUUGAAUGAAUGAGUUCGGUGACGAAUGCACAUCUGUAGGGAAAUACAGAUGUACUCGACCUGGUUGCUUUCCAACAUUUG
Molecule: messenger RNA, 2888 nt
Organism: Pleuronectes platessa (European plaice)
Lineage: Eukaryota; Metazoa; Chordata; Actinopteri; Pleuronectiformes; Pleuronectidae
Gene: atf7b
Product: activating transcription factor 7b
Exons: 12
Coding region: 115-1578 (487 amino acids)
Biological process (GO): regulation of transcription by RNA polymerase II
Molecular function (GO): cAMP response element binding; DNA-binding transcription factor activity, RNA polymerase II-specific
Source: RefSeq, a predicted model, not a curated record